Molecule: messenger RNA, 3027 nt
Organism: Dendronephthya gigantea
Lineage: Eukaryota; Metazoa; Cnidaria; Anthozoa; Malacalcyonacea; Nephtheidae
Product: platelet binding protein GspB-like
Exons: 4
Coding region: 1-2376 (791 amino acids)
Source: RefSeq, a predicted model, not a curated record
AUGUCUAAGAUAUCCAGAAGCAUAAUCUCGAUGUCUAAGAUUGUAAAGGCGAAACCUUCUCCCAAAAUGAUGUGGUUCAUGAGCUGUUUGGUGACGAUACUUGCUUCACAGGCCACAAAAACGCUUGCAGCAUCCAAACCAUAUGAUACCAAUGCAACAACCAUAUUAACGUUAGCAUCUACCACAGUAUUAGCAACAUCAGCGAACACUACUGCAUCAACAUCCUCAACAAAUACCAGUGCACCAACAAUAUCCGCAACUACAACUGUAUCAAUGUUACCAACAUUUACCAGCUCACCGAUAAUAUCAGCAAAUACCACUAUUACGCCAAUGACAACAGUAAAUACCACUACUACGCUAAUGACAACAGUAAAUACCACUGCACCACCAGCAUCAGCAUAUACAACUGCAUCAACCACACCUGGAGGUACAAUUGCAUCAAUCACAUCUGGAAAUACAACUGCAUCAAUCACAUCUGGAAAUACAACUGCAUCAAUCACAUCUGGAAGUACAACUGCAUCAAUCACAUCUGGAAGUACAACUGCAUCAAUCACAUCUGGAAAUACAACUGCAUCAAUCACAUCUGGAAGUACAACUGCAUCAAUCACAUCUGGAAGUACAACUACAUCAAUCACAUCUGGAAGUACAACUGCAUCAAUCACAUCUGGAAGUACAACUGCAUCAAUCACAUCUGAAAGUACAACUGCACCAAUCACAUCUGGAAAUACAACUGCACCAAUCACAUCUGGAAAUACAACUGCACCAAUCACAUUUGGAAAUACAACUGCAUCAAUCACACCUGGAAAUACAACUGCAUCAAUCCCAUCUGGAAAUACAACUGCAUCAAUCACAUUUGGAAAUACAACUGCAUCAAUCACAUCUGGAAGUACAACUGCAUCAAUCACAUCUGGAAGUACAACUGCAUCAAUCACAUCUGGAAGUACAACUGCACCAAUCACAUCUGGAAAUACAACUGCACCAAUCACAUCUGGAAGUACAACUGCACCAAUCACAUCUGGAAGUACAACUGGACCAAUCACAUCUGGAAGUACUACUACACCAAUCAAAUCUGGAAGAACAACUGCAUCAAUCACAUCUGGAAGUACAACUGCACCAAUCACAUCUGGAAGUGCAACUGCAUCAAUCACAUCUGGAAGUACAACUGGACCAAUCACAUCUGGAAGUACAACUCCAUCAAUCACAUUUGGAAGUACAACUGCAUCAAUCACAUCUGAAAGUACAACUGCAUCAAUCACACCUGAAAGUACAAUUGCACCAACAAAAUCUUCAAAUGCUACAGAACAUAUAACAACACCAAGUACCAUUGCAUCGACAAUUCGAACAACCUCCUUUGUUGAAAACAUAACGUACUAUGAAUAUUCAGUAUCAAUGACACUGACUAAAAUAAGCAUAGAAAAUGACAACUCGAGCGAGAAACAGCAACAAAAGAUGAAAAUUUUACGUCAACUACUGGACAGUUGUUCUGAGGAAUACACAAGGAAGGAUUCUAUUCACUUUUUCGUCUUUCAAAACUAUCUAAAGUCUCAAAUUUGUGGUAUUGACGCAUUUCUAGAACAGGAAUGUCGCUUGACGAUUACAAAGUUAGAAUGCGGUAGUCUGAUUACCAAAUCUAAGUUGGUGCUUGGAGUGAAAGGAUCGGAUCCUAGUGGCAUUUCAAAAGGCAAAGCUGGAAAUAUAGUCCGGAAUCAAAUACAAAAUGGAACACUAGGUGCAUUCGAAGUAGAUGUGAAAUCUUUUAUGUCUGACCCAAAAGGACAAACGAGUAUGCCAGAGCCGACUGAAAAACCAACUGUACCUGAACCCAACGUGUAUGUGAUUGUCACGAUGAAAUAUACCUGGAUCAGCUUCUGUGGAAGCGUGGAGCAGAAAUUUAGGGAAAUGCUCGCAGGAAGGUCACGUGACCUUAAGGGCAAUACCUUAAAAUCAACCGACAUAUACAUCGUGAAUGGAGAAAGAAAUUGUGAAAACCCGGAUGAUACCACACAGAGAAUCGAUGUUUGGUUUUCAGUGAUAGGAUCAGAUGCAGAUGAAGUCACCAUUAAAGUUGGGGAGGAUCUAAAGGACCUGCUGGAAUCCAAACAGCUGGGCAAACUAGGAAAGCUGUUUGAAAACAGGAUAACUGAUGUGGACUUUGGUGGUAAAAAUGCUCCCAGAUCUUCGAGCAGUUCAGACAACAAAAAAAUAUGGCUUGCUGUUGGCAUACCCUUGGGGGUUCUUGUUCUUGCUAUCGUAGUCUACGUGGCCUAUUAUCGAAGGAGAGCUAAACGUAAUUUUAUGGGAAGAUAUAACACAGACAUCGAUAUGGCAAACAUUGCCGGUUCUAAAAAGGGAUCAACUAAUAUUGGUUUCAACUAGGAAGUACAGAACAACGAUAUGUGGAACAGUGAUACAUGCAACUAGGAAACUAAACCCGCGAAAAGAGAUUUUUAUUUUUUUUUACUUUAAAGUUCAAACAUCGAUGGUUUUAAGGAAAACUUAAACACUUAAUUUUAGCAUAGUUUUUAUGCUUUUAUUUCUAUUCUUCUUGCAAAAAGAAGCUUAAGGCUUGGGCGUCUUGAAAUGCAACUUUUUACAUAUUAUUAAAUAUUAUAGCUAGUUGGAUGGAUAGAUAGAUGGAUGAGGGACCAGUAAUUAAACAAUAAAUAGACUCGCGAGACUUCAUACGUUUUAGCUACAUAUUAGAAAAGUAUCUAUUACUAUCACUAAUAGGUAUAGUGGAUAAUAAUUCCAUGUUGAAUUCCAUGUUAGUAUCACUAACAGUAUCACUAAUAGGGCCUAGUUUAUAAUUCCGUGUUCAGUAAGUCUUAAAUAUACGAAUUUAUUCCUUGAAAUUAGGUUAGGAUUAUAGGUAUUAGCUUAGAUUUAUGGUUGAUUAUCGUAAAUCCCAAUCCUAAUAGGAUUUCCUGCGUCAACAUGGAAUUACUAUCCACUAUAAUGAUGGAUUUUGAACUUUCCGUUUGCAUUCAAGUGUCAUUUUUUAGCCGUUGAUUUAAUUUUUCAUUUAUA